This is a messenger RNA of Besnoitia besnoiti, 378 nucleotides long. Its product is annotated as putative dynein light chain 2B, cytoplasmic. Gene Ontology annotation, molecular function: dynein intermediate chain binding. The transcript is spliced from 4 exons. The coding region runs from base 1 to 378 and encodes 125 amino acids. The record is from RefSeq and is a predicted model, not a curated record. Gene Ontology annotation, biological process: microtubule-based movement. Gene Ontology annotation, cellular component: cytoplasmic dynein complex; cytoplasm. Lineage: Eukaryota; Apicomplexa; Conoidasida; Eucoccidiorida; Sarcocystidae.
AUGGCAGGCACAGUGAAUGAAGUCGACGAAGUCAUUCGAAACUGGAAUGCAGACAACCCAACUGUAGUUGGGUACGUGGUUAUCACCGCUGAUGGAAUCCCCAUAAAAUACCACGAGAAGAUGCCGUAUGAGAAAGCCGUGCAGUACGCUGCACUAAUGUCGUCCUUUUGCAUGCGGUCGCGGCAAUGCAUCCGAGAACUGCUUCCAACCGAUAACGACUUGACUUCUGUUCGACUUCGGACAAAAGAGGGCACCGAGAUUAUCGCAACGCAGUUUGCGGGAUACACGUUCAUUGUCAUCCAGAACUGCACUGGAAAACCUUACGAUUACGGCGAAGAGAGCAUGGAUCAGAAAGAGCAAGAAUGGGAGGAGCUCUGA